Molecule: messenger RNA, 465 nt
Organism: Dentiscutata erythropus
Lineage: Eukaryota; Fungi; Glomeromycota; Glomeromycetes; Diversisporales; Gigasporaceae
Source: the annotation of a GenBank genome assembly
AUGUCUGAAUUAAAAUUUUGUACAGAAGUUUUAGAAUCAUGUCUCGAUAUAUUGGCAGAUAUCGAUGGCUCUUAUACUAGUUGGGAUUCAGCAUCAAUAUCAUCAAAACAUAAUAAACUCCAAAAUUCUCAAGAAUCUGCAAAUGGAACCAGACCAGACUUUACUGUUCAAAAUUAUUCGGAUUAUGAGAUCUUCACUUUAGAGGUUGCCGGAAGCCCGACAAACAAGAUUCAGAAAAAGAUCAAGAAUGAUUUUGCCAAAUUAACAUCAACAGAAGGAUUUGAUAUUGUGAUUAAAAGGAUAAUAUCUGUUGAUCGAUAUGUUAUUUUACAGGAAAUCUUCAUAAUUGAAGUUCCAUCCAACGUUACUGAUUACUAUAAGCUUAAAAAUUUGAUUAGAGGAGUAAUUGCUUUGUCAGCCCUCAUUGAUCAAGGUCUGAAAGUUCUAAAAGAUAAUGUUAAAUAA